GAAAGAGCAGACCUUUAUUUAAGAUUGCACUGUCUCUGAGUGAAUUAUUUAGUUAAUUAGACUUGUGUUUUGUGUUAAGUGUCCCCAAUGUAGUGUGCGCUUGCUGAAAUCACUGCAACAACUCUACCGGUUUAAGAUUUGAUACUCGCUGGGUGGGCAUUAGCCCUAUUCCCCCAGCUAUCUAGUUAGCUAGCUAGCUAGCUAAAGUGCUAGGAUAGCUAGCUAACGUGAACUGCCGCUGCUGGGUCGUUAACAACCAGCAUUCCACGCAGCAUUCAUACCGAAGCCAUUGUUGGGGUAGAAACUGUUCUGUGUUUGAAAAUCAAUCAUGGAGACUUGUGUAGCGCGGAAGAACAGUGAUGCUGCUGUUGACAAAGUUAAGCCACAGUCAGCAGCCACAGCUCCCUAUCGAUACACCAAGGAUGAACUUCUGGACAUAAAAGAACUUCCAGUUUCCAAUGAAAGACCAGAAUGUCUCUCUGAGAAAUAUGACAGUGAUGGUGUCUGGGACCCUGAGAAGUGGCAUGCCUCACUGUAUCCUACUUCAGAGCGUAGCUCUCCAGUGGAAGGUUUUAAGAAGGACUAUGUUGAUAGAGUUCCUUUGAAACGAAGAAUCCCAGAUCCUCGUGAGCGGUUAAAGGAGGAUGAUCUGGAUGUCGUAUUGAGCCCACAGCGACGCAGCUUUGGUGGUGGAUGUCAAGUCAACAUUGCACCUGUACCCCAUGCCCGUCGCCCAAUCAGCCCCCUGGAAAAUAAGGAGAAUGAGAGUCUUCGUCUGGGGGGGACACGCAGAAUAGGCAGUGGACGUAUAAUUUCUGCCCGAACGUUUGAGAGAGAAGCCCGUGCAGAAAAAGAGAGGGAACGUGAGAGAGACUUUAAAGAUAAAAGAUUCAGGAGAGAUUUUGGUGACAAACGUGUGUUUAGUGAAAGGAGAAGGAAUGACUCUUAUGCAGAGGAGGAACCAGAAUGGUUCUCUGGGGGUCCCACAAGUCAGUCUGAAACAAUUGAGCUCACUGGAUUUGAUGACAAAAUCCUGGAAGAUAAGCGCAAGUCCAAGCGAUCAAGGAAGCGGACAGACUCUGUGAAAGAAGUGGAAUGUAAUGGAGGUCAGGCUGAAGAGCCAGAUGUGGGUUUGCAGUCCACAGCAGAUCAGGAGGUUCCCCACCCUGAUGUUCUGCCAGAGCAGUCAACUGGAGACUUUGACUUCAAUGAGUUCUUCAAUCUGGAGAAAACCAUGCCAGGACUGGCUUCUAUGAUAGAGGACGUCUUGGGGGAAGGCCCUGCAUUGGCUAGCCGCUUCAGUCAGUGGUUCUCCAGUAACUUGAGCCCCUCAGGUAGCCGGUCGAGUAGUCUGAGGUCCACUCCUCAUGAAGAGCUAGAAAAACUAGCAGGGCUUGAACCACGCUGCACGUCCCCUAGCCGUGGCCCUGCCCCAUACUUUACACCCAUUCAGUCAUCUGAGUGCAAAGAGAAGGUGGACAUCCUGGAGCUGCUGCACAAGGCCAAAAUAGACCUGAAGCCCCUUCUUUCCACCCUGUCAGUCAACAAAGCUCGGCUACGGGAAAGCACUAACUCUGGAGUGGUGCUAUCACUGGAGGAGGUGGAGGGAGAGAUGAAGGGAAUGAAGCUGGGAUCAGAACCACAGGUGCAAAAGGUUCUUCCGCCACAGAGGGGAAGUGGCACACCCUUCAUGGCUGAGCAUCUAGAGGAGGCUUUAACUGGUGGCUCCAAUGCCCGUCCACGCUCGCGUGACACAGACAUGUCGGCCUUUAAUAAAUUGGUCAGCAGCAUGAAGGCAAGUGGAACUUUGCCAACUCACCCCAAAACCAACACAAACAAUCAACCUUCAGACCCAGCUGUGGGGACACUGUCUGAAGUGCAGAUGCCUGCUCAGCAGCAGAAAAACAUAUUCCAGGAGCUCUUGGGAGGUCCUGCUCAUACUGGUUCCCCUACACUAUUUGACAAUCUGUUGGGCAGCUCCGAGGGCCUAGCAGCCUCUGCACCUCUACAUGGCCUACUGCACAAGGGCCCUUCACCCCCUCUCUUUCCACAGAUGGCACCCUCACCAGAUUACUUCAGUCGGUUGCCACCUUCAGCAGGAUUUCCUGUUGGUCCUCAACCCAUGCUACCAGAACAGUUUUCAGAUGUACGCAGGUCGAUCAGCCCUGCAUCUGCUGCACAGCAACAGAUGAGGGUUCUCUCUAUGCCGGUGAAUCAGGCAGACCUGGAAGCUCUGGCAUUCCAACAGGACCUUGCUCUACAUGCACACCACUCAUUUCAGUCUGGCUACAACAAGCCACCACAGGACAAGUCUUUUCGAAUUCGACCGCAGCGUGUUAAUCGCUCCCCUGGUCCAGGCCCUCAACCUGCUGGGCGAAACUCACCAGGCAAUCCUGUCACCAGUAUGUUGUCCCCUUCAUUUACACCCACAUCUGUGAUCCGCAAAAUGUAUGCAACAAAAGAGAAAAGCAAAGAUGAACCAUCAAGUCAUUCAGAAACCAAGGAGGAGGCAGCAGCAGCACACUCUCCAGAUGGCUGUAUGAUUUCAGACCGUAGCUCUCCCAAUCUAUACCUGGAAACGAUGGAUGGGAAUGCUGGCCAUUCUGGGGGUGUAAAGGCUGCCUCGCAGUCCUUGCCAAGCAAGGAACAGGAGCGUCUCAGGACUGGCUCCACUGGACACCACACUCCCACCAUGUUACCUCCAGGACCCUCCUCAUCUUUCCCUCGUCCCAUCUAUCCAGUACCGCUACUAUCCCAUGUACCCAUGGUGCGCCCCCCUCCUCAGCUCCACCCUAAUGUGGUUCAGCGAAUGCUGGUGCAGGGUAUCCAGCCACAGCAGCUGGCACCUGCAAUUGUGCAAGCAGGUAUAUUUCCGCCCCACGUUGACCUUGCACAACUUCAAGGCAUGCCUCCUGCUCUGCUUGGACAACCGCUGUACCCUCUAAGUUCAACAGGGCAUCCACUUCUACCUCCCAGAGCCAACACUCAGAUGCAGUUGGCUGUAAUGCAGCAUCAACUUCAGCAACAGAGACCAUUACAUCCAAGUGUCCCGGGCCCUCAGUCACAGAGCCAAGGGCCCCAUCGGGCAAACAACUCCCAGCGGCACGGUGCAAGCCCUCCUCUAGGCCUCGCCAAGUGGUUUGGAUCAGAUGUCCUAGAACAGCCACUCCCUUCCAUGCCAGCCAAGGUCAUAAGUGUAGAUGAAUUGGAAUUCCGGCCAUAAGAGAAUAAAUACUGCUGGAUGGCUUUUUUCUUUUUCUCUGUGUGUGUGCGUGUGUGUGCAUGUUCACAUGUCCACCUCCUUUUACCAUAAAAGUGUGAAGUUUAAUUUCAAAGAAUGCACAGAACUGGCUUGUCUAACCAUGCCACGCUUUGCCGUCAACCCUGAAGUUACUGCUUUUGACGAGUGAUGGAAAACUUUGGUGGGUUUUUUUUUUUUUGACUGCGCAGUAAAUAAUGUAUAGGCCCAAUUGUACAGACCAUGGGAAAUAAUCUUAUUCUCAUUGUGUAUAUAGGUUUUGUUUCUUUCUUUGUAUUGGGAAGGUGAAACUAUCUCCAGUUCAAGUGAAAACUGAGACGGCCACAAAGAGCUGGUAGUGUUCCUCUAUCUUGUCCACCUUAAAUUCUGCCCUGAGAAAGGGCUGCUAAUGGUGAGAAACUUUGGAUUGAUAAACUUCUGUAUACCUUUGCUAGUGGUCCUUUAUGUAUAAGUGACUGGCUGAAACAUUUCAAGACAACUGCAGGGGAUAUUGUGCCUUUUAAUUUUUUUUUUUUGUUUUGUUUAACUGUAUUCUCUCCCAUCGAACCUGUCACUAUGGGGAACAGCACUGCUCCCAGUCAUUUUUUGUUUUGUUUUGUUUGUUUUUUUCCUUUUGAGGGUGGUUGGGAUUCAGUUUGUGCUAUUAAGUUAUAAAAAGCACAAAUAGAAUUAAUAAAUAAAAUCUUCAAUAAACU
This is a messenger RNA of Monopterus albus (swamp eel), 3954 nucleotides long. RefSeq names its product eukaryotic translation initiation factor 4E nuclear import factor 1 (gene eif4enif1). Gene Ontology annotation, biological process: negative regulation of translation. Gene Ontology annotation, molecular function: mRNA binding. The coding region runs from base 329 to 3223 and encodes 964 amino acids. The record is from RefSeq and is a predicted model, not a curated record. The transcript has 20 exons. Gene Ontology annotation, cellular component: cytoplasm; nucleus. NCBI's taxonomy places the organism in Eukaryota, Metazoa, Chordata, Actinopteri, Synbranchiformes, Synbranchidae.